Messenger RNA from Thalassophryne amazonica, 590 nucleotides. Its product is annotated as late histone H2B.L4-like. Gene Ontology annotation, molecular function: DNA binding; structural constituent of chromatin; protein heterodimerization activity. The record is from RefSeq and is a predicted model, not a curated record. Gene Ontology annotation, cellular component: nucleosome. The transcript has a single exon. NCBI's taxonomy places the organism in Eukaryota, Metazoa, Chordata, Actinopteri, Batrachoidiformes, Batrachoididae. Bases 167 to 544 code for a protein of 125 amino acids.
UUGAAACUUGAAACGGCAUAAAACCCACCUUCGGUAGAUUUGAGUGCAGAGACGGGAAAGGUUUAACCAAUCACAGACGUGGAUCUGCACAGUCUGAUUUGCAUACAGAGUGUAUAAGAGCACCGGCUCUAGGCAAAACUUCAUUUUCAGUCAGCUGAGAGACAACAUGCCUGAACAGCAACAACCCAAGGCCCCGAAGAAGGGCGCUAAGAAGUCAGUGGCAAAAAAAACUCUUAAAGGAGGUAAGAGGAGAAAGAAGGCCAGGAAGCAGACCUAUGGCAUCUACGUGUACAAGGUGCUGAAGCAGGUCCACCCCGACACCGGGAUCUCCUCCAAGGCUAUGAGCAUCAUGAACUCGUUCGUCAACGACAUCUUCGAGCGCAUCGCCAGUGAGGCAUCUCGUCUGGCUCACUACAACAAGCGCUCCACUAUCAGCUCCAGAGAGAUUCAGACCGCCGUCCGCCUGCUGUUGCCCGGUGAGCUGGCCAAGCACGCCGUGUCCGAGGGCACCAAGGCCGUGACCAAGUACACCAGCUCCAAGUGAACAGCUGCUUGUGCGGCAACACAACGGCUCUUUUAAGAGCCACACA